UCCCAGCAACUCAAACAGCACCUCGCCCAGAAUCGACAACUCCAGGAGAAUGGCAGAAAUGAUGGAAGACAUGUUAACAACAAUAACAACGAUAACAGUAGCAGCGACAACAAUAAUAAUAAUGGUGCAUCACGUAGUAGUAGUAAGGAAUCACAAGACGCGAUGGAGGAAUGCCCCACACCGCCAGUGCAACUCCCAUGUCUUGAAUCGCCUGAUCGUCACAAUUUUGCUGAUGGCUGCAUUCGUGUGGCGCCGCUGUACUCUGACGAGGUGGUGCGUGUUAUUUUGUCCCACGUAGAGAGGCAGCAACUCACCUUUCUACUCUCCAAAGCCACUCUGCACUUGGAGCUGUCUAACCCAAUGCCCAUUCCAAAUAACAUCAUUCACGGCUAUAUAUGCGAUGCCUGCUGCCGUAUGGAAUUGUAUGUAGGAUUUCAAGCCCUUGCGCCAAAUAAGCUGCGCAGUGAAGUGCGCCUCUUCACAGGUUGUUGUGGCUUUGAUCUCUGCAUAGCCUGUGUGGUGUAUUUUGUGCAUGAGGCAUUCCGCCGUCUUCAGCUGGCGCUGUUGCCACCGCAGUACAAACCCUUCGCGCUCACCUCAGUGUGCACACUACGCGUUCAGUCGGUCGUGCAUGAGGGGAAAAACGCCCGUCUGCGUGUUGCACUCGCCCCGCGGGGUCUUCAACUCUGUGCAUGGCAGUUACCACAGAGCAACUCCGCGGCUCAUUCAUCGUUUGCGGAGGAAUUUGACGCACUCCCCACGCCCCCCACUGAUUGGCUCUCAUCAUGUACAGUAACGACCCAUACUGAUACGAUGGUGCAUCAAGGGAAGUUGGACGAUGAGUGCUCUAUAUGCCUACAACCGCUUGAUCCUGAAAAACACAACAAUAGCAAUGAUAGGAGCAGCAGUGCUGCUGAGUUUGCUCUUGUGGAGACGGCGUGUCACCACUGGUUUCAUGCUGAGUGUCUCGAGCGCGUGCGGCACCUGUCUGGCUUAGAAGACCGUUGCCCGCUGUGCCGACAGCCGGAAUACAUGGCGCUCGCUGCCAGGACUUGCUUGUAUGAUGUUUUGCUUGAGCUGAAGGAGCCUCCCAAUGUCGUGGAGACGCCCGUCAUGCACAUCGCCGUGGCGGCACUGACAGGUGAUGUGUACAUCAACCCAACAAGUGUUACUGCGUGUGAGGUAAUUCACCUCCCAUAUGGAGGGAUGAUGUCCACAGAGGAAGCGGAACUGCGCAACACUACAGCAUAA
Trypanosoma theileri is the source of this 1251-nucleotide messenger RNA. RefSeq lists its product as uncharacterized. The record is from RefSeq and is a predicted model, not a curated record. The transcript has a single exon. Gene Ontology annotation, biological process: anaphase-promoting complex-dependent catabolic process. The annotation marks the transcript as partial. NCBI's taxonomy places the organism in Eukaryota, Euglenozoa, Kinetoplastea, Trypanosomatida, Trypanosomatidae. Gene Ontology annotation, cellular component: anaphase-promoting complex. Gene Ontology annotation, molecular function: cullin family protein binding; zinc ion binding; ubiquitin protein ligase activity.